ACCCAGACCCGGACCCUGGCUACACUACCCGGACCCUGACCCAGACCCUGGCUCCACUACCCAGACCCAGACCCGGACCCUGGCUCCACUACCCAGACCCAGACCCUGGCUCCACUACCCAGAACCUGACCCAGACCCUGACCCAGACCCUGGCUCCACUACCCAGACCCAGACCCAGACCCUGGCUCCACUACCCAGACCCAGACCCUGGCUCCACUACCCAGAACCUGACCCAGACCCUGACCCAGACCCUGGCUCCACUACCCAGACCCAGACCCUGGCUCCACUACCCAGAACCUGACCCAGACCCUGACCCAGACCCUGGCUCCACUACCCAGACCCAGACCCAGACCCUGGCUCCACUACCCCAGACCCAGACCCGGACCCAGACCCAGAACCAGACCCUGACCCGGACCCUGACCCAGACCCUGACCCGGACCCUGGCUCCACUACCCAGACCCAGACCCAGACCCUGGCUCCACUACCCAGACCCUGACCCAGACCCUGGCUCCACUACCCAGACCCAGAACCAGACCCUGACCCAGACCCAGAACCAGACCCUGACCCGGACCCUGACCCAGACCCUGGCUCCACUACCCAGACCCUGA
Messenger RNA from Coregonus clupeaformis (lake whitefish), 608 nucleotides. RefSeq names its product extensin-like. The record is from RefSeq and is a predicted model, not a curated record. The annotation marks the transcript as partial. Lineage: Eukaryota; Metazoa; Chordata; Actinopteri; Salmoniformes; Salmonidae. The transcript has a single exon.